AUGGAGAGCCUGUUUAUGCGUUAUAUGCUCCCUUCGGCCCUGUCCUUCUCCUCCUUUCCCCCUUUCCUUCUCCCCCUUCCCCCUGUCCUUCUCCCCCUUUCCCCCUGUCCUUUUCUCCCUUCCUCCUGUUCUUCUCAGCUCCUUCCCCCCUGUCCGUCUAGGGUUCUCCCCCACUGUCCUACUCCCCCUUUCCCCCUGUCCUUCGCUCCCUUUCCUCCAGUUCUUCUCAGUUCCCUUUCCCCAUGUCCUUCUCUCCCUUACCCCUUGCCAUCCCUCCCUUCCCCCUUGUCGUUCCCUCCCUUUCCCCCUGUCCUUCUCCCACUUUUCCCCCUGUCAUUCUCCCACCUUCCCCCCUGUCCUUCCCUCCUUUUCCUCCAGUUCUUCUCAGCUCCCUUCCCCCUGUCCUUCUCCUCCUUUCCCCCUGUCCUACUCCCCCUUUCCCCCUCUCCUUCUCUCCCUUUCCUCCAGUUCUUCUUAGCUCCCUUCCCCCCUGUCCUUCUCUCCUUUACCCUUUGCCAUUCUCUCCCUUCCCCCCUGUCUUUCCCUCCCUUUCCCCGUGUCUUUCUCCCACUUUUCCCCCAGUCCUUCUGCCCCUUUCCCCCUGUCCUUCCCUCCCUUUCCUCCAGUUCUUCUCAGCUCCCUUCCCCCUGUCCUUCUCCCCCUUUCCCCCUGUCCUUCUCCCCCUUUCCCCCUGUCCUUCCCUCCCUGCACUCCAGUUCUUCGGGGCUCCCUUCCCCCCUGUCCUUCUCUCCUUUACCCCUUGCCAUUCUCUCCCUUCCCCCCUGUCUUUCCCUCCCUUCCCCCCUGUCUUUCUCCCAUUUUUCCCCCAGUCCUUCUGCCCCUUUCCCCCUGUCCUUCCCUCCCUUUCCCAUGUUCUUCUUAGCUCCCUUCCCCCCAGUCCUUCUCCCCCUUUCCCCCUGUCCUUCUCCCCCUUUCCCCCUGUCCUUCUCCCCCUUUCCCACUGUUCUUCCCUCCCUUUCCUCCAGUUCUUCUCAGCUCCCUUCCCCUUGUCCUUCUCCUCCUUUCCCCCUGUCCUACUCCCCCUUUCCCCCAGUCCUUCUCCCCCUUUCCCCCUGUCCUUCCCUCCCUUCCCCCCUGUCCGUCUUCUCAUUUCCCACUGUCCUUCGCCCCUUUCCCCACUGUCCUUCUCUCCCUUUCCUCAUGCCCAAAGCUCCCUUUCCCCUGAUGCCCGUCUCCCCUUUUUCCCCCUGUCCUUCUCUCCCUUUCCGCAUGCCGUUCUCCCCCUUUCCCUGUGUCCUUCUCUCCCUUUCCCCCUGUACUUCUCUCCCUUCCGUUCCCUUCCUGUCAGCUCCCUUCGGCCCACACCUUCUCCUCCUUUCCCCCUGUCCUUCUCCCCCUUUCCCCCUGUCCUUCUCCCCCAUUUCCCACUGUCCUUCUCUCCCUUUCCCCAUGCCCUUCUCCCCCUACCCCCCUGUCCUUCUCUCCCUUCACUUGCCUUCUUCUGACCUCCCUUUCCCCCUGUCUUUCUCCCCUUCGCCCCACCGCCCUACUUUCAAAUUUGUGUGCUUUAUCCCCAUUUCUAGACUAUGA
Closterium sp. Naga37s-1 is the source of this 1551-nucleotide messenger RNA. The record is from the annotation of a GenBank genome assembly. Lineage: Eukaryota; Viridiplantae; Streptophyta; Zygnematophyceae; Desmidiales; Closteriaceae.